Messenger RNA from Amoebophrya sp. A25, 1456 nucleotides. The record is from the annotation of a GenBank genome assembly. NCBI's taxonomy places the organism in Eukaryota, Dinophyceae, Syndiniales, Amoebophryaceae.
AUGGCCGAAGUGGGAGAUGGUGGCGACGACGCUUCGGUCACCUCAACGGAGCAGCUUUUUGAAGAUAGCAGGAACUAUUGGAUACCGAGGCCUACUGUAACGAUUGACUCAGUCGAAGAGCAUCGGUCAAUCAGUGACUAUAACAGUAGUGUUGGAGGAGGAGGCGCACUCGCUGCUGCACUUGGUUCUGUUGAACAUCUUCAAGAGCACACUGGAGGACAUCUUCAAGACAACGACGAAGACUCAGAUGAAGUGGAUGAGGAAUUUUCUUCUUUGGUUUUAGCCGAGAGGAGCAGCGCAGCACAUGCGAGUAAGAAGAAAGUACCCGACUCCUCUGCACCAGGUUCAACAAGAAUUAAGGCUCAUACUAUUGAUUCAUCUGUCUCCACAAGGUCAAGGACUUGUUCUUUAUCUCUUUUGGUGUCUCGUGAGGAUAUUAUGACGUUUCCCUUUUCCUUGGUUUCUGAGCCUGAGACUAUCUAAUAUGCCCUCAAUAAAAGAAGAUGAAUUAUGACUAGUGCCAGGUGCCGGGGGGCUUUGAUGUGCAGGAUUCACAACCUAACCUAACCUAACCUAACCUAACCUAACCUGAAGAGCGCUAAUACAAGAAGGACGAGCAAAAAAAGCCAUGGUUUUGGUCACGACCAUAAAAGUAAUUUUCAUGGGAGAGGCACAAAAGCCGCGAUGAGCAGAAUGACGAGGGAAUCGGAAGGACCUCAGCAGGAUGUGUUCGAGAUGCCUCUGGAGUACAACUUGCAAAGGUUUUCGGUCGAGAUCGCACCAGACAACCGUACCUAUGAGCUGAACGCUGCGGGCGCGAUUCCUCCGAACAAAAUUGGGUUUGCGAAGCUAUUCUACUUCGUCGCUCACCCCUGCGAGAAAGCGAAGUACAUUUUCGGCGCAAUCUUCGCCCUGAUCGCAACCUUACCAGGAGGUCUCGCUUUCAUGGUCCUCAAUGAACACAUCAAGCGCACUGAAGAGGCGGAUAUCAAGGACGCUGCCAAUAUAGGCCAUGCAGUCUGGUCAAUCAGCUGGAAGCCUCUUUGCUACUUUUAAGGCUCCUUAUUUUUACAGAAUUUGAAAGUAAACUCAUCUUCUUAAUACAAAGAUAGAAGCAUGAUCUUCAGCAUUGACCGGCGCUUUCCUAAGCUCCUUAUGGGGAAAGGUAACAGUAACAAUGAUAUAUAGAUUCAUGAUCUUAAAAAGUAAAUGGUAAAUAAAGCAUUAGCAUCUUUGGCCGCUUUCCUAAGCUCCUUAGAUGGGGAAAAGUAACACGUCAAAGAUACUCGUCUGCCGUCAAAGAUCCUCGUCUGCAGGAUGUGAAUUUAGGGGAACGACGCACUCUAAUGCCUGAUCGGACUCGGCUUGUACACCUGGCUCUUCGUCAGUGUCUCAAUCUACCUGAUCGACUCAGCGGCAGAGGCGCAAAUCGCCAGGGCGAAGCGCUUGUAUCUAA